AUGGAAUACGGUAACAAAAAGAUCCGCAAUUUUCCAGUCGUCAGUGUGCGCACACAUCUCUCUCACCGAGACGGUGGGCUUCGUCAAAUUAGAACCUCCCAACUGCAGGCGAAUCGAGAUUACUGUGUGAAACCUGUCUGGGCCACCAUUCAUCCCAUACACACACACGCACGCACAGAUAUACACAGACCUAUCACAUCUUGGGUUGCAUGCCGCACUGCAUACCGAGGAAAACACGUGCUCCGUCCUUCCGUUCUGGUCAGCAGUCACAUAUCUCGUUCCCAUCUUAGUCGAGCCACAUUUACUCUUGGUCCAAACGUAUACGCGCACUAG
Messenger RNA from Echinostoma caproni, 333 nucleotides. The record is from the annotation of a GenBank genome assembly. Lineage: Eukaryota; Metazoa; Platyhelminthes; Trematoda; Plagiorchiida; Echinostomatidae.